CUGGAAAAUGUUUCCGCCAGCGCCGCAGUCGCAUGUGGUCCUCGCGAUGGCCAAGGACGAUUUCUAUGUAUCCCAGUUCCACCGCGCCCUGAGCGACGUCGUGGAGAAGCUCAAGCUGUGGGGCCGAUCAGACUCCUCCGUGGGCGGUUUGCAUCUGGAUCCUGAACUGACCCUCGUGUCCAAACUCGUGUACUAUAUCUUUGCAGGGAGCCAAUCGAUGGGAGAAGAAUAUUGUGAAAUUUACCGCGUGCAACAUGGCGGUGCCUUCCCAACAGUCGUUGGGAACGCUUCCAACAUGGCGUGGAUAUUCCUGCAAACCAUCGUGCCAUACGUCAAACAGCGCGCGACGCUAGGAUGGUCUCAGCUGCAACCCGGUGAGCAAGAGCAACGACUUCAAGCGGCUCGAGCACGAGCUCGGGAACAAAUGAGAUUGCGUCAAGACGACCACAUACUAGUAUCUGAUGGAGUGCCUAACACUGAUGACAGGCGGAGACUCCCGACCCAUCGAGGAAAUACGCUGGGGGUAUGCUUGAAGACGCUGGACGCAUGGUCCAAGUACGUCAAGGACAAAUUCAAGCAAUGGGAGGCUCGCUGCGGCGUCAGCUUCGACGGCGUGGUGCAGGGCCUCAUUCAACUGCACUUGGCGUUCUUUUAUCUGCAUGGGAACUACUUCCAUCCUGCCAAGCGCGCGGCAGCCAUCCGAUACAUCUUGACCUACCGACCUGCGCACCACACGUUUGCCCAGUUUUCCAUAUUGGGCAACUUGAUCCUGAUCCAAGCCGCCCUAACCGCCUCUCUCAACCUCCCAACCAUUUUUCGGGCUAUCGUGGGCCAGAAUCUCCUGUCUCGUUCGUCAACUAGUCAACCGCCGACACUGCGGGGAAGCCAAAGGGUUCCGUCGAUGGACAUCUCACGGCCUUCGUCCUCGUCGCAUGCAGUCGUCAAGAAAUGUGUGCUGUGUCUGGCGGAGCGCACGCAUCCCUCCGUGACUCCUUGCGGGCACCUCUUUUGCUGGGAGUGCAUCGUUGGAUGGUGCCAAAACAAACCAGAAUGCCCGCUGUGUCGCCAACUCGUGCUUCCGCAGGACAUCAAGUGCUUGUACAACUACCGGUGACAAAGCAUGCGAUUGGUAGGAGAUAGUUAAAGUACGCAUUGCGAGCAGAUUUCUUAUUUCCUCG
Molecule: messenger RNA, 1178 nt
Organism: Aphanomyces invadans
Lineage: Eukaryota; Oomycota; Saprolegniomycetes; Saprolegniales; Verrucalvaceae
Exons: 4
Coding region: 8-1114 (368 amino acids)
Biological process (GO): protein import into peroxisome matrix
Cellular component (GO): peroxisomal membrane
Molecular function (GO): zinc ion binding
Source: RefSeq, a predicted model, not a curated record